Lemur catta (Ring-tailed lemur) is the source of this 2620-nucleotide messenger RNA. It is a transcript of the gene MYRFL, whose product is annotated as myelin regulatory factor like. Gene Ontology annotation, cellular component: nucleus; endoplasmic reticulum membrane. Bases 234 to 2432 code for a protein of 732 amino acids. The record is from RefSeq and is a predicted model, not a curated record. Gene Ontology annotation, biological process: positive regulation of DNA-templated transcription; protein autoprocessing. The transcript has 21 exons. Gene Ontology annotation, molecular function: sequence-specific DNA binding; DNA-binding transcription factor activity. Lineage: Eukaryota; Metazoa; Chordata; Mammalia; Primates; Lemuridae.
AAACCCAAAACCUUAAGUUUCAGACAAGUAGGGCUUAAGGAACCUUAACUAAUUGGAAUGAGAUUUAGGAAAGCAGAGAAGAGAGUCCUGGGAAAUUAAAUUUGAUUUAAUGUAACAUGGGCAGCAAAGAAUUAUUCUAACAUUCACUUUGGUUUCUUGAUUUUAGAGCCUCAUUGCCUCCAACCAAGAAGAGAAAGUAUUCACAGGCGCUGGAGGACCCCGAGGACUGCCGCAUGUGGGCCCACCACGCCAGACCAAUGACCAGUAGGAGCCACAGCAGUGAAGUACAGAACCAUGACAGUGAGGGACAGAACGGGAUGCCCAUGGACCAGUGCUCUCCCAUUCUGAAGUGGCAGCCGUACCAGAGUGAUCCUUGGCAUAGCUUGUUAAACAGUCAUUAUGAAAAACUACCUAAUGUGGGCUACAGAGUUGUAACAGACAAAGGAUUUAACUUUUCACUAGCAGAUGAUGCUUUUAUUUGUCAAAAGAAGAACCAUUUUCAGAUAACCAUCCACAUCCAAGUUUGGGGAAGUCCAAAAUUUGUUAAAACCCAAAUGGGCGUAAAGCCAAUAGAAAUGUUUUACUUGAAAGCUUUUGGAAUUAAGGUAGAAGCCACCAAUCAAAUAAUUGCUAUUGAACAGUCCCAAGCAGAUAGGAGCAAAAGAAUUUUCAAUCCUGUUAAAAUCGACCUAUUGGCCGACCAGGUCACCAAAGUAACACUGGGACGAUUACACUUCAGCGAAACCACAGCAAAUAAUAUGAGAAAGAAGGGAAAACCAAAUCCUGACCAGAGAUACUUCAUGUUGGUGGUUGGACUGUAUGCUGCUAACCAAGACCAGUUCUAUCUGUUGUCUGCCCACAUCUCUGAAAGGAUCAUUGUAAGGGCGUCUAACCCUGGGCAAUUUGAAAAUGACAGUGAUGCAUUAUGGCAGCGAGGACAAGUUCCAGAAUCUGUUGUCUGUCAUGGUCGAGUAGGAAUAAACACAGAUGCACCGGACGAAGCCCUGGUUGUCUGUGGCAACAUGAAAGUGAUGGGGACAGUCAUGCAUCCCUCUGACAGCCGGGCAAAGCACAAUAUCCAGGAGGUUGACACAAAUGAACAGCUGAGAAGAAUAGCCCAAAUGAGAAUUGUUGAAUAUGACUACAAACCUGAAUUUGCAUCUGCGAUGGGAAUAAACACUGCCCAUCAAACAGGAAUGAUUGCCCAGGAGGUGCAAGAGAUCCUGCCCAGAGCCGUGAGAGAGGUUGGUGAUGUCACCUGUGAAAACGGAGAGAAGUUGGAGAACUUCCUCAUGGUUGAUAAGGACCAGAUCUUUAUGGAAAAUGUAGGUGCAGUGAAGCAGCUCUGCAAACUAACUAACAACCUUGAAGAAAGAAUAGAAGAGUUAGAAAUAUGGAACAGAAAUCUGGCCAGGCUAAAGCGGCUCAGUAGCUGGAAGUCCUCAGCCAGUGAAGCAAGCUCAAUCAGCAAAUUUAGCAGAGCUUUUGGUGCAUCUUCUCCAAGAAGAGCCAUUCACAAAAAACCCAACAAGGUUUAUUUUUCAGGAAAAAGAGAGUCGUGUCCUAACUGGGUUUUCCAGACCUUGGUUAUAACUCUAAUUGCUGUGAUGGCAUUUUGUGCCUUGACGAUAGUCUCCCUUUACAUACUUAGCUUAAAAGAUCAAGACCGACAUGCCUCAAGUCUCCCUCCAAGCAGUCCCACAAGCUCUCAGGAGCCUGCUCUGCCGCCCACAGCCUCCUCCUCAGCAUCUAAUACAUCCCUGGCAGCCACACAGACCUCCUCACAAGCACCUGAAGUUACUUUCUGUGAGAUCCUGCCAUGUGAGGAAACUUAUUGCUGCCCCAUCUGGGGAAUGAAAAGAGUCCUUUCGAGUCCUGUGCAAAAACAGUUGGAGGAGGAGUUCCAUCAGAGGCGAUGGGCAGAAGACAAACGCAAAUCAUUCCUGGCAAGAGAUGCUCUCACCAGUCCUGACUGGGGGAGUGACUGGAUUGAUACAACCAUCAGUUCUAUUCAGAUUAUGGAAAUCCAGCAAAUAAUAGAUCAUCGGUAUUGCAGCAGAAGCCUCCGGUGCGGGUCUGGAAAUUACAAUUAUAAUAUUCCUGUUAAUAAGCACACACCUACCAAUGUCAAAUUCUCUCUGGAAAUAAACACAACAGAGCCAUUAAUAGUCUUCCAGUGCAAAUUCAUCCUUGGAAAUAUAUGUUUCUAUCAUAAGGGGCAACCCAAAGGGAUCCAGAGCUACAAAGAAGUCUCCCAGGAGAUGACACAGGGAUUUCAGCACGUUUGGAGCCUCCCUGUAGCCCGGUUCUCUGACAGUGCAUACCAUUUCCGUGUAGCUGCACCGGGUGUAGCCGACUGUUCAAUGGAUCCUUAUUUUGCUGGGAUAUUCUUCACAGAUUACUUCUUUUACUUCUAUCGACAUUGUGCCUAAUUUAUUCAAGUUUGGGGACUUUACCACAGAAAAAUACUCAAAAAUACAGUUAAUGGAAACUGAUAUCCUCUUGCAACUACUUCUUCAUAAAAUAUUCACAUUUAUUGCUGAAGGACUUUUUCAGGCUUUGGCUUUCAACAGUUUUGAGACAUUAAUGAGGAGAAUAAAGUGUUUCUUGAAACCUGAAA